This is a messenger RNA of Ixodes scapularis (black-legged tick), 5768 nucleotides long. RefSeq names its product arfGAP with SH3 domain, ANK repeat and PH domain-containing protein (gene Asap). The record is from RefSeq and is a predicted model, not a curated record. NCBI's taxonomy places the organism in Eukaryota, Metazoa, Arthropoda, Arachnida, Ixodida, Ixodidae. The transcript is spliced from 28 exons. Gene Ontology annotation, biological process: positive regulation of GTPase activity. Bases 360 to 3440 code for a protein of 1026 amino acids. Gene Ontology annotation, cellular component: cytoplasm. Gene Ontology annotation, molecular function: protein binding; GTPase activator activity.
AUUACAACAUCGGGCGGAUCGGGGUUGAUCCGCUGAUCGGGGCGACUCGCAGUAGCCGCGGUACACUGACAUGUCUGAUCGCCGUAUUUUGUGUUGUGAUCGCGUACGAUGAGACGGUUUGGCUCGCUGGCCGGCGCGUAAGAUGUUGGAGCCACGAUUUUGUAUUCGUCACGAUCAUCAGCGUUCUACUCGCGUCUAGGAGUAGGCGACGGCCUCUCAUCAGGGAAAUCCGCAUCCUAAUAUCAAACCGUCAGAGCAGCACAGAAUCGCAGGGGAAGGAAGGAUAUCCUGUCGCCUCGUCGUCCCUGCGGCGGCGUCCAAAGUUUGCGGCCAAACAACGCGACGACCACCCCGCCAAGAUGCCCGGAAUCAUGAGUGUCGACGAGUUUGUGUCCGAGACGCAAGAGGACUACAACUCUCCGACCACCUCGACGUUCGUGGGCAAAAUGAAUUACUGCCGUCAGAGCGUCAACCUGCUCGAAGAGACGUUGGACUUUGACAGGGAUGGCCUUACAAAGAUGAAGAAAGCUGUGAAGGCCGUUUACAAUAGCGGAAACACUCACGUCGACAACGAAGUGUACCUCUCCAAGGCACUCGAAAGGCUAGGUGCCAAUGCAGUAACGAAAGAUCAGGAGCAAGACAUUGGAGCAGCAUUCCUUAAGUUUUCGGUUGUGACGAAGGAACUAUCAGCACUUAUGAAAACGCUGAUGCAAAGUUUGCACAACAUUAUCAUGUUCCCAUUGGAUAACUUACUAAAAGGAGAUUUGAGAGGCGUCAAAGGGGACCUCAAGAGGCCGUUUGACAAGGCGUCUCGAGAUUAUGAGGCCAAGUCAACAAAGAUCGAGAAAGAGAAAAAGCAGCAAGCCAAGGAAGCAGGCCUCAUAAGGACAGAGAUUUCGGCUGCGGAGAUUGCAGAUGAAAUGGAAAAGGAAAGAAAAAUGUUCCAGCUUCAGAUGUGCGAGUAUCUACUCAAAGUGAACGAAAUUAAGACAAAGAAGGGCGUGGAACUGCUCCAGCACCUCGUCGAAUUCUACCACGCGCAGAACAAUUUCUUUCAAGAUGGCCUGAAGACCAUCGGCCACUUCAACAACUACAUCAUCGAGCUGUCGAGCAAGUUGCAGCGGGUGAGGCAGAAGCAAGACGAGGAGCGCAAGAAGCUCAUCGAUCUGAGGAACACUUUACGGAGUUCGCCAUCCCUUGACAUCAAAGAUGUUGGUGCAACUGGCUACAGCCUGCACCAGCUACAGGGGAACCAGCACUAUGGCUACACCAAAGUCGGCCACCUCCUCAAAAAGUCUGACGGAAAGAUGCGUCGUGUCUGGCAGAAGCGCAAGUGCGAAGUCCGGGACGGUUACCUCUACAUCUCCCACUCGGAUGAAACGAAAGCUCCUACAAAGCUCAACCUGCUGACGUGCCAAGUGAAGAGCAUUCAGGAGGAGAAGCGAUGCUUUGACCUAGUCUCUUACAAUCGAACCUACCACUUUCAAGCGGAUGACGACUCUGAAAUGGAAGCGUGGAAGGCGGUGUUGGUGAACUGCAAGGAAGGCGCGCUUCGCAAGGCGUUCACGGAGCCCGGCCAGGCCGGGGGCGGAACGGGCAACCAGAGCCUUCUCGAGUUCCAGCAGUCCAUCAUCCGCCAGGUCCAGCUCCUGCCCGGAAACGACCGCUGCUGCGACUGCAGCUCCACUAAAGAUCCGACGUGGCUAUCCACGAACUUUGGCAUUUUGACCUGCAUCGAGUGCUCUGGGGUGCAUCGGGAGCUCGGGGUCCACAUCUCCAGGAUCCAGUCCCUGACGCUCGACAAUCUGGGAACCUCGCAACUUCUGCUGGCAAGAGUGAUGACAAAUAAUGGCUUCAACGAGACUAUGGAGGCUACGAUGACACAGUCAAGGAAGCCCAGUCCAAGUAGUCCCAUGGAGGAACGAUGCGAGUUUAUUCGUGCAAAGUACUUGGAGCGCAAGUUCGCCGUGAAGACGUGCUCGGACGAGAAUGACCUGUUGCAAGACUUGGGGCAUGCUGUAAUGGCAAGACACCUCUACCAGCUGCUGCAGGCCUUUGCAGAGGGAGCCAUUCUCACCGCCGUGCUUCCAAACUACCAAAACACAGCCGACACUGCGCUUCACGUGGCCGUUGCUCAAGAAGAUGGCACCUCUCUUCACAUUGUAGAUUUCCUGGUGCAAAACAGCCCCAGCCUAGACAUGCAGAACAAAGCUGGCAACACUCCAGUCCACACGGCGGUGCUGCACAACCAGACGGAAUGCAUCAAGCUCCUGCUUCGAAGCGGAGCAAGCGUGGACGUCAGGAACGCCGACAACAAGACGCCGCUGGAUCUUGCCAGGGAGCUGAAUCAUCACAUCUGCCUCGAACUGAUUGAGCACUCGCUGCAGAACAAAAAGACACUGUUUGAGAAUGUCAACAUCGACUGGGGCCUCACGCAAGAGGACGGUUCCACCGACUUCAGCGACGACGACUACCCAGAGGAUCGACUGACCUCGGAUUGGAAAAGGUCAAGGCCGUCAAGCGUUGUCAGCAACGAGUCGACGCGCCCCGAAUCGGCCAGUCCACAGCCAUGCCCCAAGCCCCCGCCUCCACCGCCACAGAAUCGCAAGCCAGUCAUUCCGGGACUGAAUGCGCAUGGGUCGAUGAAGAAGCGGGCGGCCCCCAUGCCCCCCCAGGGGGGCUUCCCCACCGGCCAGGGCCCUAGUCACUCCCGCACCCCGUCGGACCCCUGCUUCUCCCAGAAUGCCCUGGGCACCGUGCACAAGCGCAACCCUUCCAUGGACCUGGCCUCGAGCUCGUCCAUGGACUCCUCCUCGGAGAUCAGCUCCUCCAACCACUCCACCCUCGGCUCAAGUUCCUCCCGCCAGAACCUUUCCCAGGGAUCAGAUGCCCACAGCUCUGUUCUAAAAGGAAUGGAGGAGCGGCCCACCUUCGGCACCCUGCAGAGGCCAAAGUGCCCUCCACCACCCACGCCCGGAGCUAUGGCGGCCGUGGCCAACAGCUCCGUGGACGCGGUGGCCCCGAGCAACGGGAGGCUGGGCUCUGACGCCGGGGGACCGCAGAGUCCGGAGGUUGCAGAGCCUCCGGUGCCUCCGCCACGGAAGGUGGGCCACGCCCUCGUUCACCUUUGGUACACUGGACUCUGUCCCAGGCCCUCCGCUGCCAAGAUUCCCCCUUUGAAAAAGCCCACUGAUGGACAAGCAGACCAGCAGGUGAGCGAAUCCAAUGAUCGCGUUCCCGCGAAGACAAGACGCCGGUGCCGGGCGCUGUACGACUGCUGCGCCGACCAGCGGGAUGAACUGUCGUUUGCCGAGGGCGAGAUCAUCGUGAUCAUCAGCGAGAUCACCGAAGACGACCAAUGGAUGGAAGGCAUGAUCGAGGGGGAGCCCCAUCGCAGGGGAGUCUUCCCCACCAGCUUUGUUCACAUGCUGUCGGAUUAGUGCCUCUCCCCUUCCCCCAAGUGAGAUUAUCCCCUCCCCCCUUAAUCCACCAAGCUCUUAAUCUCGAAUCCUUUUUCCCGUUUUCCCGACGACUUACUAUGUAUUCCCCGAGAGAGCUGGUCUCUCUUUAGGAGCGAGCGCUGGGGCAAGGCGCUUGUUUGUACAUACGGUUCCUUUACUCCUGUUAUUUCUUUUGUUCCUUCGUAAAACGAAAAAGCGAAGAAAAAGAAAAAAAAAACAUUACCGGCACAGAGUCUUCCAAGUAGCGAAACAUUUGCAUGAGGUUGUGGCAAGACUGCCUCCAUACGGACCUUUGCUCGCAAAGUUGGAGUUGGUUGUAAUAUUUAUGAGUGCAGACGACGCCCGUUUGUCUUCGAAGGCACUGGCCGACGCAGGCCUUCAACUGAGGGUUAGUGUCUCGGCUCAAAUGCAUGCCAAACGUAACACUGCAUCACGCUUUCCUAUAGACGUCUUCGACUGCCUUUCCCAAUUGGACAGUUGGUGGCAUAGCUAGCUCCACUUUGCGAAACAACUUCGCUUACAGUGGGGUCAGACGUAACCUUGGGCACAUUUUUUGCGAAGUUUAGUCAACUUUUUCCGCUCUUAAUCAUACAUUGUUUGCCUGGAAACUUAAUGACUGAUUUCCACAUUUUGAAUUGUGCCGAUUUUCCCAGCACUCUACCCAAGCGACAGAACAAAAUGUAGCGUGUACAUAGAUAGGAUUUUUUUUUUUUAUAAGGAUGGAGAAUAUGAGAUACAUAUAUAUAUAUAUAUACUUUUGAAACUGCUCAAGUAUGUGAUGAUUAGUCAAGACGUUUGCACAGGGUGUUCCAUGGCUUGACGGCGAGGGUUUUGCGACUUCAGGCGCGAAUUGUCGCGUCUUUUGUCUAUUUGGGUGUCAGUUUUAAGAACCAAGACUCGUUUUAUAUUUGUUGUGUAGAUGGAAAGAAAGAAGCUCAUCCACUCCUCUUGAUUUUAAUCAUUUAGCAUCUUUAGUCUCACACAAAUUGCCUCAGUAAUACAGGUACCGCACAUCUAAAGUAGUAUACAGUUCCGCAUUUGUGGUGCCUAUUUGUGCGUUGACGUUGCGGCUCACGUCGUACCUCAAAUGUUUCCUUUUUUCUUUUUUUUCCUUGCAACACAGCCACACGAGCGAUUUUCAGUAGCGCUUGUUCUAUAGUUGCAAGUUUGGGUGCGAGAGAGUCGGAACAGGGCAAGAUGGAAAUGUUUCUUGAGCAGUUUCAUUUAACAUAAAAAUUUCUGAAAUGACGGAGGAAAACACGCUUAGUUUUAUAAUCCCAUUCUGUGUGCGCAAAAUCGUUUUCGGUUUGUCUUGGUCGAGUGCCAUGCUCUAAAGCUAUGCGCAGACUAAAUUUACGAUUAUUUGCAUAGAUUGUGCUGAACACGGUGCUCCGGGGUAUGACCUCCUAGCACAGCAGAGCACACCCAGUGAUUGUAGGUACGAGCUUUUUGUUUCCCGUAGACGGAAGGAGCUGCCGCGGUUGUGCUUAUUGUUGAACCAGUGUUCCAGUUCUACGAGGAACCCAACCGAUGAACACAGUUUGAUCGGGGUCCCUGGUCUAGUAGUAUUUGAGCAAGCUUCCUUUUUGGGGCACACAUCAACAACUCCAUCUGCACAAAGAAAAAAAAAAAAAAAAAAAGAAAGAAAGAUUGUAUGCAAAUCCAACUUUUUCUUACAAAUGAUGGAAAGGAAAAGCUGCGAUGCAAGUACAAGUAUUCUAGUCGGAACAAGUGAGCUGCGUAAACUCUUGUGUUUUGUCCUUCCAUCUCCCUUGUAAUCCUGGUACAUAUAUAUAUAUAUAUAUAUUAUAUAUAAUGCGCUAUAUCACAUGCUACUGCCAAACGGAUUUUAUACGCCGACAUCUGAGAACUUGCUGUACAUAGCAACUCUGACAGCAUUUACGGUGUCCAACAUUUCCACUUUUUCACUGGAACGGCAUUUUUCUAGGCCGAGCUGUUUUCGGGCUCUUACCAGAGCCGUGUUGGCAAGAAUGAAAAAGGGCUAAAACAAAAAUAAGAGAAAUGGUUGUAGUACUAAUACAAAACUCGUUCAUGCAAGUUUUUGCUGUUCUUAUCGUCCUUGUGUUUGUGUUUUUGUUUUAAGGGUACAGUUCUCGUGUUGGUAGUGUGUUUACCAGCUCUUUGUGCGUGCGUGUGUAUGCCAUUGGCGAAAAAAAGAAUUUGGGAGACCCAGGUGACCACAAAUCAACCUUUUUUUCGUUGUAGUGCUUGUGUAGACUACGCAGAAAGCAGUGUGUACUAUGUAAAACCUUGUGAACCUUACAAUAAAAAAAAGAGACAAGCCAA